AUGCCAGCCAUACGAGAACUCGAAUACUUCCGUGUCCGUCCCCGAUGGCUCUUCGUCAAGAUCACGGAUGAGGAGGGGCGAGUAGGGUGGGGUGAGGCGUCGUUGGAGGGCCAUACGCAGGCCGUGGAGGGCUGUUUGGAUGCGUAUCGGGAGAGGAUUCUGGGACUUGAUGCUGAUGAUAUUGAGCAUAUCUGGCAGAUGAUCUAUAGAUUUGGCUUUUAUCGAGGCGGACCAGUUUUAAUGAGUGCCUUGUCUGGAAUCGACAUUGCGCUUUGGGAUCUGAAAGCUAGAAGACUUGGAGUGCCUAUCUAUCAGCUCUUGGGCGGCAAACUCAGGAAUAGGAUUAAAGUCUAUGCAUGGAUUGGGGGCGAUAGGCCGGGUGACGUGGAGAUUCAAGCAAAGGGGCGGCAAGCUCAGGGGUUUAAAUCUGUGAAGAUGAAUGGGACGGAGGAUCUAGGUUGGCUGGACAGCCCAUCGGCUCUGCAGGGAUGUGUGGAGAGGUUAAAAGUAGUGAAGAGUCUGGGCAUGGAUGCGGGGAUCGAUUUCCAUGGACGAGUCCAUAAGCCGAUGGCGAAACAGCUGGCGAAGCUCUUGGAACCACACCAGCCAAUGUUCAUCGAGGAACCUCUUCUCUCGGAGCAUAUCGAAGGGAUCAAGGCCCUUUCACAACAUACAUCGACGCCGAUUGCUCUUGGGGAGCGCCUUCACAGUCGGUGGGAUGUCAAACCCUAUCUCGAGUCGGCGGCCGUGGACAUCCUCCAACCAGACGUCUGUCAUGUUGGAGGGAUAUCAGAACUACGCCGGAUCGCGAAUAUGUGCGAGGCGUAUGAUGUAGCUCUGGCACCGCAUUGUCCGCUGGGCCCCAUCGCCUUGGCCGCUUGUGUGCAGGUGGAUGCCAGCACGGCGAACUUUGCGAUACAGGAAAUGAGUCUGGGCAUACACUAUAACGUCGGGGAAGCGGAUUUAACAAGCUAUACCAAGAAUCCAGAAGUCUGGGAUGUUAAAGAUGGGUAUAUAGAUCUGAUGACGGGCCCCGGGUUGGGAAUUGAGAUUGACGAAGAAUGGGUCAGACGAGUGUCGAAGGAUGCGGAGCCUUGGGUCAGCCCCGGGUUUAUUGGUCCUGGAGGUGAGGUGAGAGAAUGGUAGAGCCCAAUCCAUCGAAAAACGAGAUAGAUAGAUAGCUCUGAAUUCGAAGAUAUUAGAUUAUCAUAACUUCAAAUUUCCCCCAGC
Amorphotheca resinae ATCC 22711 is the source of this 1230-nucleotide messenger RNA. RefSeq lists its product as hypothetical. Gene Ontology annotation, molecular function: galactonate dehydratase activity. The coding region runs from base 1 to 1146 and encodes 381 amino acids. Gene Ontology annotation, biological process: D-galactonate catabolic process; amino acid catabolic process. The transcript is spliced from 4 exons. The record is from RefSeq and is a predicted model, not a curated record. Lineage: Eukaryota; Fungi; Ascomycota; Leotiomycetes; Helotiales; Amorphothecaceae.